AUGAAACCAACCACCGGUACUCAGCAACGAGGGGCAAGCAACACACGCAUGCGCAAGCAGCCAGUGCCAGCGCUCCAAGAUCUCACGGUGUCGAAAGUCUGCGAUGGGCGAGAUACAGAGAUGGAGAGCGCGGGAUCGGAGUGGGAGGAAUGCGACAAGGGGGGGCUGAAAGAGAGCGAGACUAGUGGCUGA
Messenger RNA from Penicillium pulvis, 192 nucleotides. RefSeq lists its product as uncharacterized. NCBI's taxonomy places the organism in Eukaryota, Fungi, Ascomycota, Eurotiomycetes, Eurotiales, Aspergillaceae. The record is from RefSeq and is a predicted model, not a curated record. The transcript has a single exon. The coding region runs from base 1 to 192 and encodes 63 amino acids.